AUAGAGUUGUAGAGUUGGAGGGUCAUUUAGUGCAACCCCCUGCAGUGCAGAAAUCUUGGCCAAUGUGGGACUCAAAGCCCUGGCCCCUGAGAUUGAGUCUAAUGCCCUUAUGAUGACUUUAUAUGCAGUGAAUACUACAGUUUAAGCAUCAAUUUUCAUACCUAAGCAAGACUUCCAGAUUUCCAGGUGCAUAGCAUCAGUGCCAUUAAUCACAAUGCUCUGGGCUAUGACUAUAACCAUGAAAUGUUUUUAUGUAGUUUUCCAUGUUGAAAGCAGAUCUUCAUUUAGUUCCUCAUUUAGAGAAUUUACUUCUGUUUUCCAUACAGCACUGAAAACUGACCAGUUUGAUCAUAUUGCACCAAUUUGCAUCAGGUUAUGCAUUUGUUUCCAUGCUCAUUUUAAAGUGCUGAUACUAACUCUUAAAACCCUGAAUGGUUUGGGAACAGUUUAUUUGAAAGACUGCCCAGACUCAACUGGUCAGAUCUUUUAAGAUUGGCCUUGGAGGCGUGGUAAGGUUGAUCCUGUUGGUGGAAAGCAAGAACACCGAUUUUUCACUUGUGGAAUUUCCUCCUGUGAGAACUCAACUUGGCCUCCCCCUGCUUAUGGCCUUUAAGUGGAACUGCCAAGCUUUUUUGGGGGGGGUGAUUUGUCUUGUCAAUUAAUGUUUUAAUUGCAAGCUGCCUUGGGCAGCCUUCUUGUAAAAGCCUGACAUAAAUAUAUUGAAUAAUAUACAGCCUCUUUGGGAAGUGCACCUGAAGUCCACAGUGUGAAAGUGUGUCAUUCAAUUGCACAUUGUCUAUGCUGCAGUAAAUGUGCAUCCAGUCUCUUUCCCUCUCCCAUGCACUGAUGUAUCGUGGCCUUGCUGUAGUAUUUGGUCUGCAGAACUAAGGACCAAACGGCAGUAGUGCAGAGCAGGAGAGACAGGGAAAACGGCAGAUAAGAUUUAAUGCUGUAACUGGGCCUGUGGACCCUCCUGUUAUUCUGUCAUGCUACAUUCCUCUCUCUCCGAAGUUGGCCAUGUAUGUAAUAAAUUGGGGAUGAAGCAAAUAUGUUAAAGACAGGCUGUGUCUAUAACAUUGUUUCCUUUUUAAGGCUGUACAUAUAGUCAUCACACGUACCGUGAAUGUUGGCGGGGCUCACCAUUGUAAUUUUUUAUUCUAAGCUUUUUGUGUCAGCUGUAAGUUUCACUCUGUGAAGCUCCAUGUACUGUAUGUUGUUGGAGCAAUAUAAGCAUCUACUAAACAUAAUAACUUUUCUGAAAGUUCCUCAGAUAAAAGUAUUGAUAUUGAUAAAGCGUCUUUUAAAAAACAUGUGGCUGUAGAAUGGCACGAUUUGUCACACAAACAUUUGCCAUUGAAAUGAGUAAAGGCUAUGUUUAUGCCACGUUUGUUAUAACAGACAAUUUCUUAACCCUGGGUAUAUGUCAGUUUACACCCAGUUGCCAUCCAUGUGAACUUUCUCACAAUACCCAUGAACUUGGUAAACAAAUGCCACUGUACUCAUUAGAAUUAGUUAUAGUGUUUGUAUUCAGUACUGUCAGACUAAGAGACUACAGACAGUUGGUAUCUGGUAAUUCAUUUCCUUGUUUAGCAGUGGAAAAAAUGCCCAUUUUUAGGCAGCAAAGAGAAGGACUUGCAUUUAGUUUGUGAAGUGAAUGGAACAUUGCAGCAUUGUUGAAUGGGGGCUUGAAGUGCUCCAUUGUUUCGGUUUGGUCCUGCAGAAUAUUGGAGAAAUUUCAAGAGGUUGAAGAUCAUUAGUAUAAUGUUGAGAGAUCAGAUUGCAUGAGAAGUGGCAUGUUGGCACUGAAAAGUUGCCCUAAGUGUUCUGCUGCUUUCAGAACAGAGAGUAUCUAGGUUAUAGGACGUUGGUGGCUUUGAAACUUCAUUUCAGUGAGAAAAUGGCAGUUCUACUCAAGACUGGAUGUUCUUCCUGAUUUGCUUGGCAGCAUGUGUGGGGCUUUUUUUCAUGGAGACUGAGAACAAACCUGGAAGGAGACAAAACAGCUAAUGGCUUCUGAUUCUAUGGUCCCAGAGCAAGCAAAGCAUCAUGUGGUAAAAGGCAGAAGGCAGCAGCCACAGGAGAGGUCACCUUUGAACAGUGAUGGUGAAGAAGAAACAUUUGUAUUUGAAGCAAAUGAAGCUUGGAAGGAUUUUCACAGCUCUCUCCUCCGAUUCUAUGAAGCUGGGGAGCUUUGUGAUGUUACGCUGAAGGUAGGUUCGAAGUUGAUCUCCUGUCACAAGCUAGUCCUGGCUUGUGUUAUUCCAUACUUCCGAGCCAUGUUCCUUUCUGAAAUGGCGGAAGCUAAACAGACAUUGAUCGAGAUCAAAGACUUUGAUGGUGAUGCCAUAGAAGAUUUGGUCAAAUUCGUCUAUUCAUCUCGACUGACUCUGACGGUAGACAAUGUCCAGCCUCUCUUAUAUGCGGCCUGCAUUCUUCAGGUAGAGGUAGUGGCCAAAGCUUGCUGUGAAUACAUGAAACUACACUUCCAUCCUUCAAAUUGCCUGGCAGUGAGAUCCUUUGCGGAGAGCCACAAUCGUAUUGACUUGAUGGAUAUGGCCGAUCGCUAUGCAUGUGAACAUUUUGCUGAAGUGGUGGAAUGUGAAGAUUUUGUGAGUGUGUCACCUCAGCACCUUCAUAAACUGUUGUCUUCCAGUGACCUGAGCAUUGAAAGUGAAAAGCAGGUUUAUGGUGCUGCUAUUAAGUGGCUUCUGGCCAAUCCACAGCAUCAUGCUACAUGGUUAGAUGAAAUAGUUGCUCAGGUGCGCCUACCACUGUUACCCAUUUGUUUUCUCAUGGGAGUAGUGGCAAAAGAAGAAAUUGUCAAGCAGAACCUAAAAUGUCGGGACUUGCUGGAUGAAGCAAGGAACUACCACCUUCACUUAAGUAGUCAUACCGUGCCAGAUUUUGAGUAUUCUGUACGGACAACACCAAGGAAACGCACAGCAGGUGUCCUUUUCUGUGUUGGUGGUCGUGGUGGAUCUGGCGACCCAUUUCGCAGCAUUGAAUGCUACUCUAUAAAUAAGAACAGCUGGUUUUUUGGCCCUGAAAUGAACAGUAGGAGGAGGCAUGUGGGUGUAAUCUCUGUGGGAGGUAAAGUUUAUGCAGUGGGUGGACAUGAUGGAAACGAACAUCUGGGCAGCAUGGAAAUGUUUGAUCCUCUCACAAAUAAAUGGAUGAUGAAAGCAUCAAUGAAUACCAAAAGGAGAGGGAUUGCUCUGGCUUCUCUUGGAGGCCCCAUUUAUGCUAUUGGGGGACUGGAUGAUAACACUUGCUUCAGCGAUGUGGAGAGAUACGACAUUGAAUCUGAUCAGUGGAGUGCUGUAGCACCUAUGAAUACACCCCGGGGAGGUGUUGGCUCUGUGGCUCUUGUGAACCAUGUAUAUGCUGUUGGUGGAAAUGAUGGUGUCGCUUCUCUCUCCAGCGUGGAGAAGUAUGAUCCUCAUCUAGAUAAAUGGAUAGAAGUGAAAGAAAUGGGUCAGCGAAGAGCUGGCAAUGGGGUUAGUGAACUCCAUGGCUGCCUAUAUGUGGUAGGUGGCUUUGAUGACAAUUCUCCGCUGAGCUCUGUUGAACGAUUUGACCCUCGCAGCAACAAGUGGGAAUACGUAGCGGAGCUUACAACGCCUCGGGGUGGAGUUGGCAUAGCAACGUUAAUGGGCAAAAUCUUUGCUGUUGGAGGGCAUAAUGGAAAUGCUUACCUGAAUACAGUGGAAGCCUUUGAUCCUGUGGUGAACAGGUGGGAGCUUGUUGGUUCCGUGUCUCACUGCAGAGCUGGGGCUGGUGUAGCCGUGUGUGCCUGCCUUGGCAGCCAGAUCCGUGACGUGGGUCAAGGAUCCAGCAAUGUGGUGGAUUGCAUGUAAAAUCGAAGACUUUGUGAAAUGCCACAAUACUUUACAACCUUUGUGCAAAGACAUUUUGAUUUUUUUAAAAAAGCAGUAUGUGUAGAUACUCAAAAGCUUUUUUUAUUUAUAGAACUUGUUCAUACCUGGUAGCAAACCAUGGUUUAGCAUUACAUGCAUGAGCUGAAUCAAUUUCAGUGCAUCCUUGGCCUUCUUUUCCUUCGUCUCUCCUUUGUCUUGGGCAAUGUUUAGCUUCACUUUCCCUGAAUCUCAGCCUUUCUUCUGAUCUGGACCAGGGACCCUGAUUUCUCUCAAAUCCUGGAUAAACAACCCACCUUCAUAAUGCAUACCUUGAAUCUGGCUUAUCUUGAAAUUCACCAGAGUUUGUGAUAAACCAGUGCUUUGGAAAACAGGACCAGUUGAGAUGCAAGGAAUGUCCUUUUGGCCACAAGGGAAGAGAGGGCAUCCACGGCAUUGCCAGGGCUCAUUCUAGCUUAUGCAUGUAGCACUAAGUUCGCAAAUAUGGCCUCACCAGUUGUUUAGUACAGGGGUGAGGAACCUGUGCCUUUCCAGAUGUUUGACUACAACUCUCAUCAUUCCUGAUCAUUGUCCAUUCUGCUGACGCCAAUGGGUGUUUGGGUCCAACAUUUGGAAGGCAACAGGUUGGUCUGGCUUAGAACACGCCCCCGGUGUUUUCAUAGUAACAGAGAUGUGGGGACUUCAUUUUAAGCAUCUUAUAACUGCCAAAGAUGUUGGAGAACCUUUUGCCUGUAUAUUUCAAAUGACUGGGAUUUGUCCUCAAAGGUUGGUACAAUUAUCACAGUUAUCUAGAGAAUCCUUUAAGUCUUGUAUACAUUCUGUUUAAAAACUCUUGACUUUAUGUGUAAAUGUGUUUCUACAGUUGUAACACUAUGCAGACCCAUAAAAACCUGGAAAACUCCAAACUCCUGAAAAGCGUUAAUUAGGAAAUUGACUUGAACAACACUUGAGAGAUUCUGGUGUUCUGAUAUCUUGGUUUUCAGAAACUGCAUUUGAUGCCAGUUUUGUUUGCUCUGGCAAUACAGAUGAAUCGGUUUGCAACAGAACUACAUUCUGCUUCCUUGUUGAAAAUUGUACAGUAGAAACAAGGAUCAUGAACUGUCUGGAUCAAGGAUUAUGAAAAAAUAGUGGUUGCUGGUGAUGUUGUAACAGGGUGAAGUAUAUUGCUUAUGAACCAUCUUCAUUUCAUCCUAAGAGCUAGAGCAGAGGUUUUCAACCUUUUGAAUCCACAGCUCCCUAGGCCAACUACAUUCUUUCUGUGGCACCCCUGUAGGGCUCAGGAGUCCAGUUAUGUCACCCUUUGCCUGCAGAGCUGGCAGCCUCUCACCCUUUUUUUCAAAUGCCCUCCCUUGUGGCGUGUUCCCUCAGCCUCCUCUCCUUGGGAGUCCUCUGGGCAGCUGCUGCCGCUGCCCCUAGUCUCUGAACUCUCCCCCUGCCCCAAAGAGAGGUGCCUCAUCACACUGCCCCACAGGAAGAGGGUGCCCCCAGGCUUAGUGGCCCAGUGGAAACUGGCCAAAGGUGAACGUGAGACCAGCACCUUACUCUGAGAGCAGUGGGUGCUGCUGGGCCUGCAGGGUGGAAAGACUCUGCUUUAGCACUGGGCACUCAGCUCCCAGGCAGGCCUUGCACACAGUAAGUGCAAGAAAGGCCAGCACAGCGCCUGGCUGCCUGCCUGCCUGGCUUCCACUGGGCACUCAGCUCCCAGCAGGCCUUGCACACAGUAAGUGCAAGAAAGGCCAGCACAGCGCCUGGCUGCCUGCCUGCCUGGCUUCCAACUUGUUUGCCUAUUUGCAACAGCAGGGGCUGGUGGACUGGCUAGCUGAGCUCACUUGCCCAUUUGCUUGCUUACUCCAAGGCCACCUCAGCUCCUGGCAACCAGCACGCCAUGGCCAGCCCCAGAGGCACCAUUUGCCUGGGGAGCUUGUAGCCAG
This is a messenger RNA of Podarcis muralis (Common wall lizard), 5806 nucleotides long. It is a transcript of the gene KLHL8, whose product is annotated as kelch like family member 8. Gene Ontology annotation, molecular function: protein binding. NCBI's taxonomy places the organism in Eukaryota, Metazoa, Chordata, Lepidosauria, Squamata, Lacertidae. The record is from RefSeq and is a predicted model, not a curated record. Gene Ontology annotation, biological process: response to endoplasmic reticulum stress.